Messenger RNA from Nerophis ophidion (straightnose pipefish), 4936 nucleotides. RefSeq names its product BRCA1-associated ATM activator 1 (gene brat1). Gene Ontology annotation, cellular component: nucleus. Gene Ontology annotation, biological process: DNA damage response; cell population proliferation; positive regulation of protein phosphorylation. NCBI's taxonomy places the organism in Eukaryota, Metazoa, Chordata, Actinopteri, Syngnathiformes, Syngnathidae. The record is from RefSeq and is a predicted model, not a curated record.
AAGUUAUACUGCAUGUGGAUGGGCAGCAUAGGCGGCGUUCACGUUGGCGUUGUUAUCCAUACAGAUAUAAAUUAGUGAAAUAACGCCGGAUAUAAGAACGCUCGCCAACGUGACGCCACAGGAAGAAAAAGGAAGCCAUUCGCCGGUACAUAAACUGGAUUUCCCGCGAGAAGAAGACAGGAAAACGUUUUUAACUUAAAAAUCACCUUUUGUGUUUGACUACCACUUAAUUGUUUUCUGUAGUGUCACAGCAUAUCUGUAAAUAACAGCCGGAUAUUAAUUCAACAACUCCCAAUGGAUAAAGAGUGUGUGUUGCUGCUGCCCGGCGUGUGUGCACUACUGGCGGACUCCAACCAGCCUUUGCCGGAUGACACCAGCCUGGAGAAACUUCUGGACCGUCUAACGGAACUCUCCGAGGCUGGUGUGUCUCUUCCGGAGAGCUGUCCAUGUCUGCUUGACUUCCUCUGCACUGUGACCCACAACACCACCUGUGACCCCAGCAUCCUCUCCUUCGCUCUCAAGCUCGGCGGCCUGAUGGCGUCCACGGAGGACGGCUUCACAGCCCUGCAGGAGCGCUCCGUGCUGGACGUGUCCUUUAAGGUCCAGCACUGGCAGAAUGCUGGGCUGUGGGAGGAUCCAUGUGUUCGCAUUGGAUGGAUUCACGGUUUUAGAAGAAUGCUGCUGCACCCAAAGGCGCUUUGUUUCUUUGUGCUGUCAGAUUCUACAAAGCCCCUUUUGCAGCUGCAGAGGGAUGCCAGUCUAUUUGUGGCUUCGGCUGCCAGCCAGUUGUUGGCCCACAUCCUGCUCACCUAUCAGGAGACCUUGCAUGGAGAAGAUGGCAGCAUGCAGCCACAAUACACACAUGUCAUCCAGCAAACCACAGACUACAUGACGGCGUCUCUACUACCCAAAGACUGCACACAGAUAGCUCCAAGUCUGCAGGUCCUCCAGCUCCUGGCCAUCAUCCUGAACCGGGCUGGUCCUCCUCUUCAGGACCAGCUGCUCCAGGCCUUGGCCGGCUCCCUGGUGGAGGUGGUGGAGGUGGGCUACAGUCAGCUGACACCAGCGCUCAUGGACGUCAUUAUGUCUGUCUACAGCUCAGACAAGGAUGAAGGCGCCCCGCGUCACGCCGUCAGCUGUCUUCUGUCCGCCAUGUUGAACGCCAACAAGGCUGCUGACCUCCUUCACGCUGCGGCCGCCUUUCUCCAUGGAGGCCAUCAUGAUCCUGUCAACACAACGCUGGCAGUCAAAGUCCUCCUGAUGCCUCUCCAUGUUUGCACUCACAACUCCCUCCUGGCCACAGUGUCUGCAGGAGACGAGCAUCACGUACUGAUGGCGGCGCAGCUGAAGAGUAAAAGCGCCUUUGUCUCCCUCAUUUGUGUCAGCCUGAGAAACGCACCGCAAAUUGCGCUCAUGCCUCCCGAUGUCCUCCCGUGUCCCCCGGCUUCCAUGGUCCUGGCAGUGGUGUCGCUGUUGAGAGCGUGCAGCGGCGACCACUCCUCCGGCUGCAGUGAUGAGGCCUUCAGGUGUCUGCUUGCCAGUGGGAAAGUUCAGAAAUGCGCGUUGGAGGUUCUGGCCUCGCUCAGCAGCAGCCCGGGAGUUAACAGCACAAUGAAGUCAGUGUUUGAAGUUCUGAUCCAGCAUAUGAAGAACCCUGAUUUGGACCCUACAGUUCUUCACAAGUCCUACAAGGCCUUCAUACAGUGGAUGAACAUUUGCACGUCUUUUCCACAGCAGCUCAGAGAAGAUCUCAUGACCACGGUCCAGAAGCGUGUCUGUGACCCGCGCUGGGAGGUGAGAGACUCCAGUGUGGAGUUGUUGGGACAGCUGGCCGGCGUCCUCGCCCUGGAAUCAGAAGACCUGCCCAGCACAUCCACUCCCGUCCUCAGGGCGGCACUGCAGGACCCUGAGAGCUACGUGAGAGCCAGCGUCAUCGCUGCACUGGCGAGGACUCUGGCGCCCAGCUGGCAGCAGGGGGGCGGCGCCGCAUCAGGGACAGUGCGCCGCCUGCUGGACAUCCUCAGCGAGGACACGGAAGGCUUCGCCAGGCGGGCUGUAGUCCGCUACUUCAUUUCCUGGUUCUCCUCCUCGCCGUCCUCCUCGCCGCUCCUCCUGGACUCCGUGCGCCGCGUCCUAUCUCUGGGCAGCGUGGAUCUGGACUGGGAGGUCAAGGUCCACUCUUUGGAGCUGGCGGAGCUGCUGCUGGACUCGGUCCUCAAGGGCCGCCCGGGUUACGGCGAGAACGGGGGCGGACAGUCCUACGAGCCGGCGUGCGCACUUCACACGCGCAUAAACGGGCCGGACGCCACUUUGGACGCGGCGUUAGGUUUCUUAGUGGACCAAGGCGUCAUCCCCGCGCUCUUGGCAUGCCUGGUGGACUGCGAUCGACCCGUGGGACUGAAAGCCAGCCGCCUCCUGAUAAGCAUCAGAGACACGGUCUGCCCCCUGCUGGCCGACACCCGAGAUGAGCGGACCGCCAUGGCGACCUGCGUGCUGCCAGAGGAGAUCAGAUUGAUGCUGAGGAGGACGCCCGGUGACCAGGACGGGGAUCACCGCGUGGGCGUGUGCCAGGUGUUGACCUCGCUGGACUUGGACCAACGAUCAGUUCUUCUGAGCCAAAGCAGCGACCACGUACACAACUCCUUCCUGUCUCUGCUGCAGGACAUCAUGAGCGCCCGUGCCGCCCACGGCCACACGGACGCGGGUCAAGAGGUUGUCGUGGACUGUUACUGACACCUGACACGCCCCCUAGAGGUCAGGAGGUUGUAGUGGACUGCUGCUGACACCUGACACGCCCCCUAGGGGUCAGGAGGUUAUAGUGGACUGUUACUGACACCUGACACGCCCCCUAGGGGUCAGGAGGUUGUAAUGGACUUUUACUGACACCUGACAUGCCCCCUAGGGGUCAGGAGGUUAUAGUGGACUGUUACUGACACCUGACACGCCCCCUAGGGGUCAGGAGGUUAUAGUGGACUGUUACUGACACCUGACACGCCCCCUAGGGGUCAGGAGGUUGUAGUGGACUGCUGCUGACACCUGACACGCCCCCUAGGGCUCAGGAGGUUGUAGUGGACUGUUACUGAAACCUGACACGCCCCCUAGGGGUCAGGAGGUUAUAGUGGACUGUUACUGACACCUGACACGCCCCCUAGGGGUCAGGAGGUUGUAAUGGACUGCUACUGACACCUGACAUGCCCCCUAGGGGUCAGGAGGUUAUAGUGGACUGUUACUGACACCUGACACGCCCCCUAGGGGUCAGGAGGUUAUAGUGGACUGUUACUGACACCUGACACGCCCCCUAGGGGUCAGGAGGUUGUAGUGGACUGCUGCUGACACCUGACACGCCCCCUAGGGGUCAGGAGGUUGUAGUGGACUGCUGCUGACACCUGACACGCCCCCUAGGGGUCAGGAGGUUGUAGUGGACUGUUACUGACACCUGACACGCCCCCUAGGGGUCAGGAGGUUAUAGUGGACUGUUACUGACACCUGACACGCCCCCUAGGGGUCAGGAGGUUGUAAUGGACUGCUACUGACACCUGACAUGCCCCCUAGGGGUCAGGAGGUUAUAGUGGACUGUUACUGACACCUGACACGCCCCCUAGGGGUCAGGAGGUUAUAGUGGACUGUUACUGACACCUGACACGCCCCCUAGGGGUCAGGAGGUUGUAGUGGACUGCUGCUAACACCUGACACGCCCCCUAGGGCUCAGGAGGUUGUAGUGGACUGUUACUGACACCUGACACGCCCCUUAGGGGUCAGGAGGUUAUAGUGGACUGUUACUGACACCUGACACGCCCCCUAGGGGUCAGGAGGUUGUAGUGGACUGUUACUGACACCUGACACGCCCCCUAGGGGUCAGGAGGUUAUAGUGGACUGUUACUGACACCUGACACGCCCCCUAGGGGUCAGGAGGUUGUAAUGGACUGCUACUGACACCUGACAUGCCCCCUAGGGGUCAGGAGGUUAUAGUGGACUGUUACUGACACCUGACACGCCCCCUAGGGGUCAGGAGGUUAUAGUGGACUGUUACUGACACCUGACACGCCCCCUAGGGGUCAGGAGGUUGUAGUGGACUGCUGCUGACACCUGACACGCCCCCUAGGGCUCAGGAGGUUGUAGUGGACUGUUACUGACACCUGACACGCCCCUUAGGGGUCAGGAGGUUAUAGUGGACUGUUACUGACACCUGACACGCCCCCUAGGGGUCAGGAGGUUGUAAUGGACUGCUACUGACACCUGACAUGCCCCCUAGGGGUCAGGAGGUUAUAGUGGACUGUUACUGACACCUGACACGCCCCCUAGGGGUCAGGAGGUUGUAGUGGACUGCUGCUGACACCUGACACGCCCCCUAGGGGUCAGGAGGUUGUAGUGGACUGCUGCUGACACCUGACACGCCCCCUAGGGGUCAGGAGGUUGUAGUGGACUGCUGCUGACACCUGACACGCCCCCUAGGGGUCAGGAAGUUGUAGUGGACUGUUACUGACACCUGACACGCCCCCUAGGGGUCGCCAGCAACAAAUUCAAUUGACAGACUUGGGUUUUUAAAGAGAUGAAAUAUGAAGCAGCAUAUUUUCAUCACGCCAUUAAAAAGAUAAUCAGCCUGUUGUUGCGUAAGUGAGUGAACCUCGCUGUUACAUAAGUAGAAAUAAUGAAAUGUGAGGUGUGGGGAGUCUAUUUAUAGACCUGCCGCGUGAAAAAAGAUAAGGGUUGAUGCGCUCGUUCAUCAACGUUUAUUUUUGUAACCUGCUGACCGGCUUUUUGCAACAUUUUGGUGUUCCUAACAAGCGUCAUUGCUAAUACAUUACUAUGUUUUUUUUGUAAUACCAGGGUUUUAGGAUGGUCUGAUUCAAUUGAGGUGAUUUAAAGUCGACUGGCAAGUGACCAUUUGAGGUUUUGCAGAGUUUAUACUUAAUAAAUUAGCUUUUAUAAAAUUGUU